Messenger RNA from Oncorhynchus mykiss (rainbow trout), 876 nucleotides. The record is from RefSeq and is a predicted model, not a curated record. NCBI's taxonomy places the organism in Eukaryota, Metazoa, Chordata, Actinopteri, Salmoniformes, Salmonidae.
AAACCCGCUGACUCUCGGCCCUCAGUGGAAUGAGUUUGACACGCCUGGCCAGGCAAAAGUUCACUAUCGGUGUGAUGGAGGCGUUAGGUUUUUAAUUGAAGUGAUUAGUGGAAUCAAAAUCAAGCCCCACCCCUCAACAAUCAGAAGUGACCUCAACACGUUUAUAUAAGUCGUUUUAGGCGACGAUUUGUUGUGGUGUAACAUUACUUGAUACGAACGAGGUUGCAAUAAGGACCGAUAUCAGACGGGAAAUGAAUUGGAAGAUAGUCGUUCCUUUGCUCGCGGUGGCAUUCAUCGUGACGAGCGCCGCUGGGACACCGGGUGGCGUCAUGGACGCAGAUAUGACGGACCAAGCUACCAGAGACGCGCUGCAGUUCGCCGUGGCCGAAUACAACAAGGCAACAAACGACCAGUAUCUUUGGCAGGUGGCCAAGGUUGUCAAGGCUCAGAAACAGGUGGUAGCUGGGAUGAAGUACAUCUUCACAGUGCAGAUGGCCAGGACCCUGUGCAGGAAGGGAGGUGUGGAGAAGCACUGCGCUGUGCAUCCGGGCCCAGCUGUGACCUACCAGUGCACCUUUGUGGUGGUGAGCCACCCCUGGCUGGGAGGGUUGCAGUUGAUCGAGCAAGCCUGCGAGGAGUGAAGACCCACAGGAGAGGAGACUUCAAUUGUCUAGUCUACCCAAUUAGUAUUUAUUACCAGUGGUGUUGGUCUUACCUAGGCAGAUCUACCUCAUCUAUGAUCUAGUCAGAGAAUCCAACUCAUUGUCCUACGUAUUGCAUUCCCACACCAAUAUAGCACUUAAAAUAAGAACUGCUGUGUUGAUGGUUUUUAAACACUAUGCAACAGUUGAACUAAAUAAAACCUGUUUGGUUACA